Messenger RNA from Lizanozyma spartinae, 1605 nucleotides. RefSeq names its product pseudouridine synthase (gene PUS1). The transcript has 2 exons. Gene Ontology annotation, molecular function: pseudouridine synthase activity; RNA binding. NCBI's taxonomy places the organism in Eukaryota, Fungi, Ascomycota, Pichiomycetes, Serinales, Debaryomycetaceae. Gene Ontology annotation, cellular component: nucleus. Bases 1 to 1605 code for a protein of 534 amino acids. Gene Ontology annotation, biological process: mRNA pseudouridine synthesis; tRNA pseudouridine synthesis. The record is from RefSeq and is a predicted model, not a curated record.
AUGGUAGACACUAAUCCCGAUGAUCAGAAUGAUGAUUCCGCCUACAAGCGUGGCCAACAGCAUAAAUGGACUCGCACACGUAAGGCUGACCAUGCUAAUGCUUCAAAGAAGCAAAAGCGGGAGAGGGAACACAAGGUUACGGAAUUCACUCCAAGAUUAGACGAGGAUGGUAACCCCUUGCCCAAAUCAGAACGUAAGCCCAAGAAGAAAGUGGCUGUUAUGAUCGGGUACUGUGGCACAGGAUACAAUGGUAUGCAGAUUCAGAAUAAUCCCGAUGUUAAAACCAUUGAAGCUGAACUCUUCAAGGCAUUUGUUAGUGCUGGUGCCAUUUCUCCAGAAAAUUCAGAUGACUUGAAGAAGAAUGGGUUCAUGAGAGCUGCAAGAACUGAUAAAGGUGUUCAUGCAGCUGGGAAUGUCAUUAGUGCCAAAUUAAUCAUUGAAGAUCCUCAGAUUAUUGAAAAAAUUAAUAAGGAAUUACCUGAUCAAAUUAGAGUUUGGGGCAUAGAAAGAACCAAUAAAUCGUUUGAUUGUCGUAAAAUGUGUUCUUCAAGAGUUUAUGAAUAUUUAUUACCUACUUAUUCAUUAUUACCUCCCAAGCCCAAAUCGGUCUUGAGCGAGUUGAUCCGGUCGAAGAACGCAGCACAUCCGGGGAUUAUCCGAGAUGAUACCGAGGGCUCGGAAUGGUGGAGUGCAACUGAAAAGGCUAUUCUUGAUGAAGGUAUAACCCCAGAGCAAUUGCAAGAAGCUCAAAAGAUCUUGGAACAGCAAAACACCCUAGUUGCUAAAGCUGCCGGUGGCACAGAACAAGGUACUAGUGAAAAAGUCAAGUUGUACAAUUCCGACGGAACCAUCACUGAGGCUGGAAAGCUCAUCAAAUCAAUUAAAUCAAUUGAAAAUAAAAGAAGAAGAGCUUAUCAUGUUUCUGAAGAAAGAUUGAACUUAUUCAGAAAAGCCAUGAGCUUAUAUGAAGGGUCUCAUAACUUCCAUAACUUCACUUUGGGUAAAGACUUUAAAGAAGCUUCGGCAAGAAGGUAUAUCAUCAAGACAACUGUGUCUGAACCAUUUGUAAUUGAAGGUACUGAAUGGGUGUCUAUUAAAUUACAUGGCCAAUCCUUUAUGCUACACCAAAUCAGAAAGAUGAUUGCCAUGGCCGUCUUAGUCAUUAGAACCGGAUGUCCUUUGGUCCGGAUCACUGAUUGUUUUGGCCCCACCAAAAUCAAUGUUCCAAAGGCUCCCGCCUUGGGGUUGUUGUUGGAAAACCCGGUUUAUGAGGGCUAUAACGCCAUUUUGGAGAAACAUGGUUAUAAUAGACUUGAAUUUGGGAAAUAUAAAAAGGAAAUGGAUGCUUUCAAAAUGAAGUACAUCUACGAUAAGAUUUAUGGUGAAGAAGUAAAAGAAAACACCUUUUAUAGUUUCUUUGGCUUCAUCGAUACCUUCAAGGGUAAUGCUGUUGAUACCAGCAGUAAUGAAGGUAAACAUAUCUUUGAUUUCUUGGGUGCUGUGUUCGAUUCUGGCUUGGAUGAAAAUGGUAAUAUCAAACCGGUUUAUGUGGAAUCAGAUGCUGAUAAGGUCUUACCCAAUAAGGCUCAAGAUAACGUUGAUUAA